Molecule: messenger RNA, 1971 nt
Organism: Rotaria sp. Silwood2
Lineage: Eukaryota; Metazoa; Rotifera; Eurotatoria; Philodinida; Philodinidae
Source: the annotation of a GenBank genome assembly
AUGUCGUCAUCAAUAAAAGUUCGUAUUAUUGGAAAACGUGCUCAAAUUCAAACAAAUGUUUCACAAGUUCAAACAAAUAAAUUUCAAUGUCAACGUUUAUGUUUACGUAUUGAUCAAUUAAUUGAUCCAGUUGAACGUUUAGAACAUGCAUCUUCAAUAUUUAUACGACAAGAAACACGUUCUAUUAUUGAUAAUCUUCUUCAAUGUCUUGAUGAUUGUAAUAAUUUUAUAGAAAAAUUCAAAUCUUCUACUGAAUGUUGCAAUCAAGAAAUAAAUGAAUAUGAAAAUGAUUGUGAAAAAUUUGAAGAAUUAAAUAAACGUUUAUCAGAAUUAGGACAAGAUUUAUGUCUUGGAUUAAAUAUACAAGAAUUAUUUAAUCAAAAACAAGAUCGAGAAGAUCAAAAACAAGAUUUAGAAGAAUUAAAUAAAAUUUCACAAAAAUUAUUACAACAAAAUCAAGAACAAUAUAAACAAAUUGAUAAAAUAAUAAAUCAAAGAUUUGAAUCAUUACGUUAUUAUAUAGAAGAAAAACUUUUGAAUCAAUUAGAUUUAAAUCAAGAAAAAACAUAUUUUAAUGAAAAAAAUGAAUUUUUAAACAUUCCAUUAAAAGAUUUAUUAAUAAAUGAAAAACCUAUUGGUAAUGGAGGAUUUUCUAAUGUUUAUAAAGGUAUUUGGUUAACACAUCAUGAUCAAGUUGCUAUUAAAGUUUUACAUAUAAAUAAUUUAUUAAAUAAUUCAAAAUCACAAAUUCAAAUUGAUUUUUAUCAAGAAAUAUCAACUAUGUAUAAAAUACGUUAUGAACAUAUUGUAACAAUUCUUGGUGCAUGUAUUCAACCAAAUUUUUAUGCAAUUAUUAUGGAAUAUAUGUCAUUAGGUUCAUUAUAUGAUGUUUUACAUAAAAAAACUCAAAAUAUAAUAUUAUCUUGGUUAGAUCGAUAUUCUUUAACUUGGCAAAUGGCAAAAUCAAUAAAUUAUUUACAUAAUCUUAAUCCAUCUAUAAUUCAUCGUGAUAUAAAAUCAAUGAAUUUUUUAAUGAAAUUAAAUGGAUGUGAAAAACAUAGAUUUUUAUUGAAAGUAUGUGAUUUUGGUUUAGCAGAAAUUCGUCAUGAAAGUUUAUUAAAAUCAAUAAAUAAUUCAAUAUCAUUUCAAAUAGUUGGUUCAUUAGCAUGGAAAGCACCAGAAUUAUUUUUAUCACAUGAAAAACAUACAAAACAAACGGAUAUAUAUGGUCUUGGAAUAACAAUGUGGGAAUUAGCAACUGGAUUAAAACCAUGGAAUGAAUAUUUAGAUGAAAUAAUAAUAGAAUCUCUUGUUAAAAAUGAAAAACGACCAAUUAUUCCAUUAAAUAUACCUGAAGAAUAUAAACAAGUAAUAGAAGAUGCUUGGAAUCAAGAUCCAUCUAAACGACCUACUUGUUUUGAUUUAAUGGAAAGAAUGCGUAAACAAAUGAAAAAUAUUACAAAAAUUGAUGAAUUAACAACAACUUCUGUAAAUUUGCAUCAUAACCAUCAACAAAACAAUAUGAUUGAACCUACUUUAACCACAAACACAGAUUCAACAAGAAUAUCUAUAUCAGUAGCAGAAGAAAAUCGACUAACUGAUAGAUUGUCUAACAUAAUAAUUUCUGAUCAUCGACCAAAUGAAGAUAAAUCAAUACCUAAUACAUCUUCAUCUUCAUUUAAUAAUAAGCAAAUUGAAUCUGAUAGUAUUUCUAAAGGUCAUCGAUUCGAACGAUCAUUAUCAAAAUCGGUCGAAGAUUUAUCUUCAAAAAAUAUUUCAAAAACAAACAACCUCAUUAGAGAAUCUCAUCAAUCAAAAUCAACAACCAUUAUAUAUCGAAGUAUUAUUGGCAGAACAAUUACAUCAGCAAAUGAUGAAGAUAAAGAUGAAGAUAAUCAUACACAAAUAAGACGACAAAGCAGUAUUAUCACACAAGAUACUGACAGUAUGCCACUUGUCUACAGAUUUUAA